Chlorella variabilis is the source of this 942-nucleotide messenger RNA. RefSeq lists its product as hypothetical. The record is from RefSeq and is a predicted model, not a curated record. Gene Ontology annotation, cellular component: nucleus. The transcript has a single exon. The coding region runs from base 1 to 942 and encodes 313 amino acids. Gene Ontology annotation, molecular function: protein-N-terminal asparagine amidohydrolase activity. NCBI's taxonomy places the organism in Eukaryota, Viridiplantae, Chlorophyta, Trebouxiophyceae, Chlorellales, Chlorellaceae. Gene Ontology annotation, biological process: ubiquitin-dependent protein catabolic process.
AUGGUGUUGCUUGUGAAUGGCGAGACAGUGGAGGCCGCGGGCCUAUUGGAACACCCCCGCCUGCGAGCCGCCUCUCUGCUGUUCCUUGCGCAGCCUGCUGCCCUGCCGGCCGAUGCCAUCAUUCUCUAUGCGUGUCAGGGAGAGGAGGCGACAGCUGAAAGCAGCCCGGAGGCGCAGGACGCCGACAGGCCAGGCAGCUCGGCGGUGGCGGGAGCGGCGGCGGCGGCAGCUGGCGGAGCCGAGCCACCGCUGGUCCUCAGCUCCAGCGACGCAACAACCUGCCUGAUAGCCGCCCUUGUGUCCUCGUCAGAAAAUACCGACGGAGGAGGAGUUGCUGCCCGCAUCGUGCAUCAUGAUGAGAGCACCACGCUCAGCCCGGCAGCGCUGCGGCAGACAGUGGCGGGGCUGGGCCCGCGUGCCAAGCUGUGGCUGGCAGGCGCCUAUGCCGACGCCGGCGGCGUGGGGGCCCGCGUGUCCAGCCAGCUGCUGGGAUUUCUGCAGCACUGCGAGGCGGCCCUAGAUGUGCGGCUGUGCUGCGUGGGCACCCACAACACCGCGCCAGACGGCUCACCCCGCUGCACAGCCCUGGCUCUCGACCUCGCCACCCUGGCGGCCUGCCCAGCAGCGCCGCCACCAGACCAGCGCGGCCCGCUGCUGCCGGCCCGCAUGGCGCAGUGGGCCUGCGCCGCCGGCAGCGCUGCUGUUGGAGCAGGCGGCUGCGGCUCGCUGCGGAGCAUCCGCUUCUCGCCGCCGCCGCGACAGCUGCGCAUGGAGCUGCGGCACGGCCGGCCGGCGCCGCACUUGCUUCGCCAAGCAGCCUGGCUGCUCUCCCUGGAUGACCAGCAGCUGCUGGAGCACUGGUCUACUAGCCCGCAGCACGAGCCGCCACACUUUCCCGCAGGUGCGCCGUUGGCCGAGAAACGGGCGGGCUGUGUGCAGUAG